CGUUUUUAGCGCAACACUUGCGCAUAUUCAAAUGGCGAAGCUGACUUUACUGCCCGAUGUAGUCAAGCUUGAAAACACAUUUUUGCAUCGAUUAUAAUAUUUAUAAUAAGUCCCGUUAUUUUACAUAAACUGCACACAAAAUCAAAGUUAAGUUAUCUUGUCUUUAUCUAUCACAGUCACGUGAUACGUUUUGGCAGGCACAGCAGACAUAAUUCCAAGAUGGCGGUCUGUAUUGCUGUCAUCGCUAAAGAGAAUUAUCCUCUGUACAUCCGAAGCGUACCCGUACAGAAUGAACUGAAGUUCCACUACACUGUGCAUACCUCUCUGGAUGUGGUGGAGGAAAAGAUUUCAGCAGUCGGCAAAGCUAUGGCAGACCAGAGAGAGCUUUACCUUGGGUUGCUCUACCCAACUGAGGACUACAAAGUAUAUGGCUAUGUGACAAACUCCAAGGUGAAGUUUGUCAUUGUUGCGGACUCGUCAAACACAUCUUUGCGGGACAAUGAGAUUAGAAGUAUGUUCAGAAAGCUACACAACUCAUUUACUGAUGUGAUGUGCAACCCAUUCUACAAUCCUGGGGACACCAUUCAGUCCAAGGCCUUUGACAGCAUGGUGUCUGCAAUGAUGGUGCAAGCUAGCUGAUAUUGUCCUCCUGAACAUCUGUACAUAAUUUCGUGAAACCUUUGUGUUGCCUCAUAAUAAACUAUGUCCAUCAGAACCUCUCAUUUACACCAUUUCAAAGAAGCACUAUCAAGUGUAAUUCAUUUAUUAAUUUCUAAAGCAAAAAUUGUUUGACAUUAUAUACAGUGAUAAACAUUGAGCUAUGUACUUGAAGCAAACUGCCAAUUGCAUGUCAAUAUAGUUAAGCCAAAAGAAAGCCAA
Messenger RNA from Oncorhynchus kisutch (coho salmon), 879 nucleotides. RefSeq names its product trafficking protein particle complex subunit 2-like protein. The record is from RefSeq and is a predicted model, not a curated record. Gene Ontology annotation, biological process: endoplasmic reticulum to Golgi vesicle-mediated transport. NCBI's taxonomy places the organism in Eukaryota, Metazoa, Chordata, Actinopteri, Salmoniformes, Salmonidae. The coding region runs from base 220 to 639 and encodes 139 amino acids. The transcript is spliced from 5 exons.